Tetranychus urticae (two-spotted spider mite) is the source of this 874-nucleotide messenger RNA. Its product is annotated as 14-3-3 protein zeta. The record is from RefSeq and is a predicted model, not a curated record. Lineage: Eukaryota; Metazoa; Arthropoda; Arachnida; Trombidiformes; Tetranychidae.
AUGUCUCUGGGCAUGAAACAAGUCACCGAGACAGGAGUAGAAUUAAGCAAUGAAGAGAGGAGCCUUUUAUCCGUUGCCUACAAGAAUAUUGUUGGUGCUCCCCGAUCAUCGUGGAGAGUCAUCUCAAGUAUAGAACAAAAGACUGAGAAGUUAGAGAAAACAGCAGAUGGCUCGAGAAUACCCGAGGAAAAGUGGAGAAGGAAAUUGAUAGAAAUUUGCGAAGAAGUCUUGGCUCUCCUAGAUAAAUAUUUAAUAAGCAAGGCAAGUAAUGCGGAGAGCAAAGUAUUCUACUUAAAAAUGAAAGGUGAUUAUUAUCGGUAUUUGGCAGAAGUAGCCACUGGAGAUCAGAAAAACAAGGUGGUGGAAGAAUCUCAAAAAGCAUACCAGGAAGCUUUUGAUAUAAGUAAGAGUAAAAUGCAACCAACACAUCCCAUUCGUCUGGGCCUUGCCCUUAACUUCUCCGUGUUUUACUACGAAAUCCUCAAUUCACCUGAUAAGGCUUGUCAACUUGCGAAGCAGGCAUUCGAUGACGCCAUUGCCGAAUUGGACACACUUAAUGAAGACUCUUAUAAAGAUAGUACGCUCAUAAUGCAGCUCCUCAGAGAUAAUCUUACGCUCUGGACAUCAGAUACACAAGGGGAUGGAGAUGAACAACAGGAGGGUGAAGCCAAUUGAUAGUCUAAAAUUAAACCCUGCUGCUCCCUUUUUUUUCUUCUGUGUUCUAUCUAAGGAUAAUCCUUAUCAUUUUUAUCAUUUCUUUCUUUUCUUCCUUAAAUCAGAAUAUCCCCUGUAUCAAUGAACUACAAUAAUAAAAAAGAACAGUGAAUGAUUAACAGAUUUCGAUUUAGAUCAACUGUUUGGAUUAUCUAAUUUA